Messenger RNA from Danaus chrysippus (African queen), 795 nucleotides. The record is from the annotation of a GenBank genome assembly. NCBI's taxonomy places the organism in Eukaryota, Metazoa, Arthropoda, Insecta, Lepidoptera, Nymphalidae.
AUGCCAUGUAGAAUGUCUCACAGCAGCCUUAGUUGUCAUUACGACAGCUAUCUUCAAUCAGAUUCAUCUCUUGAAACCGACGCAUUAACAAACAAACAUUGGAAUGGCCGCGUAUCAGCUCAAGCAGAAGGGCCAUCGCGCCGCAAAAGUAAUCUUCAUAACGCCAUGGCAGCUGAGAUGGACACAUCAUGGGAACGACCAACACACAUCGAGGGCAGAUAUAAGAAGUACUCAACUACAUCAUCCGUUUAUUCGAAGAAGGCUCUAUCUCAUCAAAGCGAGCAUAUCGAAAGAUCUUGGUGGUACGCCUGUUGUCAGAAGUGUCACACAAGAGGACACCGGAAUUCCUUCCUGGGAACCUCCACAUUGGCAAAAAAAAAAAUAUGCCCCUACCCAUUAUGCCCAUCAUACAGACAUUUUGCUCAAAAUCUAUCGAUUCUUUUAAUCGGAAUAAUGGUGUGGGUUAUCGUAUGGAUAAUAUUAGGUGACACAGCCGCACCUGGUGGGCAGUUAUUUAUGCUCGCUGUACUUACCAUCGCUGCACACUUUGGCGGCUGGCUGAUGGUAAAAGUUACCACACUACCAGCACUUAUAGGAAUGCUCAUAGUGGGAAUAAUAUUAAAAAAUAUCGGUUUUGUCAACUUUGAUUCAGAUUACCAACACGUGACCUCUUAUAUAAGGAAAAUCGCGUUGACGAUCAUUUUAACAAGAGCUGGUCUUGAUUUAGAUCCCGUAGCAAUGAAAAAAAUUCUUCAUUACUGUCAUAAAAUUGGCCUUGGUUCCAUGGAUAUUUGA